Messenger RNA from Pieris macdunnoughi, 1560 nucleotides. The record is from the annotation of a GenBank genome assembly. Lineage: Eukaryota; Metazoa; Arthropoda; Insecta; Lepidoptera; Pieridae.
AUGUCGGGAAUAACAAAAACCUUUUUUCUUUUGAAUUUUAAAACAAUAUCUGGUAUUUCUAAGUCAAAUUCUUACACAAAGUUUAUAGGCUGUUACUACAGUACCUCCCAUAAAAGCAAAAUAUUCUCUAACGUGAAUGAGGCAGUAAGUGAUAUUAAAGAUGGUUCAAAGUUGCUUGUAGGAGGUUUUGGUUUGUGUGGAAUCCCAGAAAAUCUUAUUAAAGCAAUAAAUAACAAAAAAAUAUCUGGACUGACUAUUGUAUCUAAUAAUGCUGGUGUCGAUGAUUUUGGACUAGGUGUACUGUUAAAAAGUAAACAAGUAAAGCGAAUGAUAUCAUCGUAUGUUGGUGAAAAUGCUGAAUUUGAAAGACAGUUCCUGAGUGGAGAAUUAGAAGUAGAACUUACUCCCCAAGGAACACUGGCAGAGAGAAUAAGGGCAGGUGGAGCUGGUAUACCAGCAUUCUUUACUCCAACAGGCUACGGUACACUUAUUCACGAAGGAGGCUCACCAAUUAAAUAUACUAAGGAUGGGAAGAUUGAAAUACCAAGCGCUCCACGCGCAACACAACAAUUCAACGGCAUUAACUAUAUAAUGGAAGAGGCGAUAACCGGUGACUUUGCUUUAGUCAAAGCAUGGAAGGCCGAUAGACAUGGAAAUCUCCUCUUCAGAAAAACCGCUCGUAACUUUAACCCAACAAUGGCUAGAGCUGCGAAAAUAACAAUUGCAGAAGUCGAAGAGAUCGUUGACGAAAUCGACCCUAACUCCGUGCACACACCCUCGAUUUAUGUCCAUAGAAUUGUUUUGGGCGAGAAAUAUGAGAAACGUAUAGAAAGACGAACAGUAGCGAAGAACAAGGAGAACAAAGAGAAGAAGCCAUCGGAUUUAGUAAGGGAAAGGAUUAUCAAGAGAGCUGCUUUGGAGUUUAAGGAUGGGAUGCAUGCUAAUCUUGGUAUUGGUAUGCCAAUGUUAGCAAGUAGCUUCAUUCCAAGCAAUAUGAAUGUUCUGUUGCAAUCGGAGAAUGGUAUAUUAGGCCUUGGGCCCUACCCUCAAGAAGAAGAAAUCGAUGCCGAUCUUAUUAAUGCUGGCAAAGAAACAGUCACCAUCCUUCCAGGCGCAUCAUAUUUCUCAUCGGACGACAGUUUUGCUAUGAUACGUGGUGGUCACGUGGAAUUAACGAUGUUGGGAGCGAUGCAAGUCUCGCAGUACGGGGACUUGGCUAAUUGGAUGAUACCCGGUAAAAUGGUGAAAGGAAUGGGUGGUGCCAUGGACCUGGUGUCAUCACCAGGAACGAAAGUUGUGGUCACAAUGGAACACUCAGCGAAAAAUGGCGGACACAAAAUUGUACCCGAAUGCACACUACCGCUCACUGGCAAGCAUUGCGUCGAUAUGAUCAUUACAGAAAAGUGCGUCAUGGAAGUUGAUAAGGAAAAGGGAUUGAUUCUUACCGAACUUGCUGAAGGUGUCAAAGUUGAAGACAUUGUUGCCAGUGUGGGCUGUGAGUUUAAUGUAUCACCCAAUCUCAAGAAAAUGGGAGAUAUCACUGAAAUGGAUAAAGAAUAA